GGGCUAUGGAGGGUAGCUCCUCAGAUAGCGGAGCGCCGCCCGAAGGGCUGGCGGAAGAGGCCGAGCCUCAGGGCGCCGCCUGGAGCGGGGACAGUGGCACUGUGUCCCAGAGCCGCAGCAGCGCCUCGGGGCCGUGGGAGGACGAGGGCUCGGAGGACGGCGCGCCGGGCCGCGACCUGCCGCUGCUUCGCCGCGCCGCUGCGGGCUACGCUGCCUGCCUGCUGGCCGGGGCCGAGGGGCGGCCCGAGGUCGAAGCCCUGGACGCGAGCCUGGAGGACCUGCUCACCAGAGUGGACGAGUUCGUGGACAUGCUGGACGUGCUUAGCGGCGACUCGUCCCAAGUCGUCAGCCAGGGCGUGCUGCGCAUCCACGCGAAGGCCGCCGAGAUGCUGCACAUGUACAGCAGGAUCCACCGGCUGGAGGCCUUUGUGAGGAUGAUGGGCGGCCGCGUGGCCAGGAUGGAGGAGCAGGUCACCAAGGCCGAGGCCGAGCUGGGCGCCUUCCCCAGGGCGUUCAAGAAGCUCCUGCACACGAUGAACGUGCCCUCGCUCUUUAGCAAGUCUGCUCCCUUGAGGCCACAGCAAGCCGGCUACGAAGUCCCGGUCCUGUUUCGGACCGAAGACUACUUCCCUUGUUGUAGUGAAAGGCCUCAGCUCUGACGGCCUGACCACUGCGGCAAGAGGACCCCAGCUGAAGUGCUUACCUCCAGUAUGAAGUGAAUUGCAAAUCCUGCUCAUGGACAUACAUGAUGUUGGAGUGUGGGAUUUCAAGGUUUACAUUCUGCACACUCUCCGUAGUAUAUUCAUGAU
Molecule: messenger RNA, 809 nt
Organism: Rhinopithecus roxellana (golden snub-nosed monkey)
Lineage: Eukaryota; Metazoa; Chordata; Mammalia; Primates; Cercopithecidae
Product: biogenesis of lysosome-related organelles complex 1 subunit 4-like
Exons: 1
Coding region: 6-659 (217 amino acids)
Cellular component (GO): BLOC-1 complex
Source: RefSeq, a predicted model, not a curated record